Messenger RNA from Saccharomyces kudriavzevii IFO 1802, 675 nucleotides. RefSeq names its product ESCRT-III subunit protein VPS24 (gene VPS24). NCBI's taxonomy places the organism in Eukaryota, Fungi, Ascomycota, Saccharomycetes, Saccharomycetales, Saccharomycetaceae. Gene Ontology annotation, cellular component: ESCRT III complex; multivesicular body. Gene Ontology annotation, biological process: late endosome to vacuole transport; protein transport; endosome transport via multivesicular body sorting pathway. The record is from RefSeq and is a predicted model, not a curated record. The transcript has a single exon. The coding region runs from base 1 to 675 and encodes 224 amino acids.
AUGGACUAUAUUAAAAAGGCAAUCUGGGGUCCUGAUCCUAAAGAGCAACAGAAGAGAAUCAAGUCUGUACUGAGGAAGAAUGGUCGAAGUAUAGAUAAAUCACUGCGAGAGCUGGCGGUGCUGCAGAAUAAAACCCAACAACUUAUCAAGAAAUCGGCAAAGAAGAAUGAUAUUAAGACAGUUCGAUUAUAUGCUAAAGAACUAUACCAAAUCAAUAAACAGUAUGAUAGAAUGUACACUUCCAGAGCACAGUUAGAUUCCGUUCGAAUGAAGAUAGACGAAGCGGUCAGAAUGAACUCCUUAUCGAAUCAGAUGGCUGAUAGUGCGGGCUUGAUGAGGGAAGUAAAUUCCUUAGUGAGACUACCUCAAUUGAGAAAUACCAUGAUAGAAUUAGAAAAGGAAUUGAUGAAGUCUGGUAUUAUAAGCGAAAUGGUUGAUGAUACAAUGGAGAGUGUUGGUGAUGUAGGCGAAGAAAUGGAUGACGCUGUGGACGAGGAAGUUAAUAAAAUAGUUGAACAAUACACGAACGAAAAAUUCAAGAAUGUUGAUCAUGUCCCUACCAUAGAAUUACCAACCAAUGAGGAAGAUCAGGAAAUUCCAGAUGAGAAGGUUGAUGAAGAAGCAGAUAAGAUGGUAAAUGAAAUGCGUGAAAGGCUCAGAGCUUUACAAAACUAA